This is a messenger RNA of Lachancea mirantina, 2025 nucleotides long. NCBI's taxonomy places the organism in Eukaryota, Fungi, Ascomycota, Saccharomycetes, Saccharomycetales, Saccharomycetaceae. The record is from the annotation of a GenBank genome assembly.
AUGCUGGGCCGGCUGCUGGCGAAGAAUGUGUAUCAGGAGGGAAGCAGCGUGGCGGAUGAUGCGGCAUUCACUGCUCCUUUUCACCUUCACGAGGAGGCGAGACUCAAGCUUUUCGGGAGCAGAGAUGUGGAGCAACAAAUCAGUCCGCAUCAGUUCCGAGUCUUGGUGGCCCAGGAUUUGGGGGAGCUGAUGAGUCGACACAGUUUUCAGGUUGCGCUGGACUACUGUAAUGCGCGAGGAUCUGCGAUGGACCAGAUUUCGGCCAAUGAGUUGCGAAACUACAUUUUUGGGUCAGCGGUGCGAACCAUAGACCCGCACCAAAGCGAUAAAUUCCGGGUUCUGUCAGACAUGGGUGUCUUGCUAGUCAUGCGAGUGUUUCCAGCGACAGGUAAUGGGCAGCGGCUUGCCAUGUGUCUGUGUUUGCCGGAGAGCUACGCUACAGCGCUCAGCGAGGUUUGGAGCUAUGUUACGCGAUGGCUCGACGAGUGCCGAGAAUUGGCCACAACAAUCGUUGCGUCUGAGAGUGUGAAACCUUUGCCGCGAAACAUAGGCGUGCAGGCGUCACAAAGCUCAGAAGCGAUAAUAAGCUCAGUUUACAAACUACUUGUGCCAGUUAUAGCCUCUCACACCGAAAUUCCAAGAUUGUUUCUGUAUCCCAACACGUGCAGUGAGUACAUCGUGAACUGGUUUCAGGGAAUUUUCCAUUGGCUUGAGAUCAAAGAUGGACACAGACUCAAGUUCUUACCAGUUUUGCUGGCUAAGGUUGCGCUAGAUUUUUCUGAUCAACUCGUGGCCAAUGAAGCGUGCCGGAUCGUGAUCAUGUCAGGAAAUAUGGUUGUAGCAAACAAGCUGAUUUUCAUUCUCGCGGGUAUGCUCAAGCCCAGAUACAAAGGAUGCAUACACACUUGUGACCAAAUAACUCACGGCAGCAAACAAAAAACCGACAAUACUCCGCACGAGGAGGAGAGUUUACACGAUGCCAGGCAGUUUACUACGGUGACAAACCAAGGCUGGAAAAUCCCACGUCAAAAAGAAUCCCCCUACAGCUCCACCAGCCUUUCCUCUGAUGAGAGUAGCGCCCAAGUAAUUCAACCUUCAUCCUUCAAAAGCGGGGGAAGUUCACUAGUACAUCUGUCGUCAUCACUGUCAAGUGCAUACGGUAGCUAUGGGUCUUGGUUCAAUAAGAGGGCCACUGUUAACAGUCCAUCUAAAAAUGGCAAUGGUUUUUUAGAACCAUCGCUUUUCCUGCAGAGGAAUAAUAGUAGCUCCUCUUUGCAUCAAAUUGCUAUGAACAACAGGAUUACACCGCUUCCAUCGCCGUCCUUGAACGAAUAUGAGGAUUUCCCCUGGCUCGCUACCCCCAUGUCUCCCAGAACUGAGCACAGCAAUAGCGACCAUUUUGCAUCGGCAGAGCCCGCAUUCCAUACAUUGAAUCUGAAAAGAAACUGUAACAGGAUCACAGACAGUACCGAGAUGGAUGAGAUUUUCGAAAACCUGUGUGUGUUUGACGCCUCACAGCUAUCCAUGUCGACGCCUGCAGUCGGCGCAAACCACGCACCUGUAUUGGAGGUCAACUUCGAAGAGGACUACAAGUACGAUGCCACCGAACUUCUCCCGAAAUACACAGCCUACGUUCCAAAUUUGGUUCCGUGGUUUCAGCUUCAAGCCAUUCCAAUUUCGUCUGACGCGGAGCGCAAAGUAUUGGGUGUGAUGAAGCGAGACUUGCAUAACUGUCAUGUAUCGCGGACACUAUUCGUGUCACUGCGGUCGAGGGAGAUCAGGGAAAUAAUGCUAGAAAAGGACAAAAGGACCCACAAACUCGUUCAGAGGACCAAGAAGAUUUUUAAUUCGGGGAAGUGCACUGCAUUGUCGCCGAGAUUCCAGCAGGCUUUGUCGUUUUUCGAGGCCAAAUUUCGCGAGGCGCUAGAUAUUUGGGAAAGCAGCAAGAGCGACGAGGACAAAAAGAAUUCGUUGACGCUCAUAUACAGGCAAUUGCAACUUACAGAUUUCUGCGCAACGCCGUAA